Xyrichtys novacula (pearly razorfish) is the source of this 23002-nucleotide messenger RNA. The record is from the annotation of a GenBank genome assembly. NCBI's taxonomy places the organism in Eukaryota, Metazoa, Chordata, Actinopteri, Labriformes, Labridae.
GACUGGUUGUGAGGCAGACGCUUCUCCCCCCCGGUCGUUCACGAGCCCAAACAAAGUUAGCGUGCUACAAUAUCAGACAAUAGAAACCAACCAGAAAGUGCGGAAAAUUGUCUGAAUCCUCCUUUGGCCACGACUGCAAACACAUGCAAGAAAACAAAGUAAAUAUCAGAGACUCUGGCGGAAUAACGGGCGCUGAAAACAGAGGGAGACCGGACAAGAGCUUAAAAGCCAGGUCAACAUAAACGAUGGGGGACGCUUCGGGAUCUUCGUGACCCUGUAACCUUUCUGCUGGACAGGUAAACUGCUUUAACAAAGUAAGACAAGUGUCUGUAACAGAAGUGUUUCUUGUCAAAUGGAACCUUCUGCGUGUUGUAGUGCCACUAAACUGUUGACCUCGGGUCCUGGACUAUGUCAUUUUAUCCUAGUUGUAGAAGUCCUGAAAACAUUGUGUUUGCUGGUAGUCUGUUGGCAUCUACAGUAGCACCAAUGCUGUUUACUUUCAUGUUGACUGGGCCCCAGUUGUAAUUAUCUCUAAUCUUCGCAGCUCUCGAGUGAACACUGUUAUAAACACAGUCCUAGUGAAAUUAAAUCAAAUCAGAUUCUCAGAUGAAUAAAAGUUUUGUUUUUAACAACAAGAUGAAAUUAUGUCAGCUGGAUUGUUGGACAGUCCAAAUUCAUCCUGUUGAUCUUAUCCGUCACCUAAAACAUGAGCAGUGACUCCUGUAACAGACUCAGUCAGUAUCUUCUUCAAAACUUCCUCCUCUCUCGUUUUCAUUCAUGAACUUUUCCUGAUGCUUAUCGGUGAUAAAAACAAAACCAGCAGCAGCGCCAGGAUGACGUCGGUUUGAUUUGACAUUUUCUGUGAGCUAUGUGUCUGAACCUCAUUUGUCACAAUAAUACACUAAAAAUCAUUUCAGAUGCUGCUGAGAACGCCAGGAACUGAGUGUCCAUCCAACCUACCAGGCCAGGGGUCUAUGUAGGACUUUAGGACAUUAACCAGAAAUAAAGAGGGUUUUAAAGUGUACUACUCUGUGCAGAUACAUUUUAAGUAUCUCAGUUGAUUGUUAACAGGAGUCAAACAAACUCAUGUUUAAGUAUUGGGCAGGAAAUUUCAGAUAAACAUGAGGUAGUAAUGAAAAGAAAACCAUCCCAUAAUAUUCUCAUUUCAAUACUGAUAUGUUAUAUAACCCACCACAUGCCCCCUUAUGUCCCCCAACACCCGAGCAUAGAGAUAGAUAGGAGUAGAUGGGCACUGAGAGCUGGUUACUCACCGAGGUUAUUAAACAGGCGCCUCCCUUCCCCUGUGGUUCCUAAAGCUCGCCCCCGACACCUCAGGGAGGGUUAACAGCGUCCUAAAACCAUGCCUCCAUCAUAAUCACACCCACACUACGAAAAAGAAAAGAAUACAAUAUCUAGUUCUAAUAUCGCAAACAUAUUUCACUAUCUAACAGUUUCAGAGUAAUGUUCCUGAGUGGAGUUCAUCAGGACUGGAUGGUCCUGAUCUGCAAGGCAUUAAAAACAGACAGGACUCUGGAGUGGGAAUCACCACAUGGACUCAGAAUCACUUAAAAAACAAUUGACUGUGAAUGCAGUUCCAGGGCUGCCAAGUUUCAGAAAAUGACAAUAGUGAGACUUUAGAGUUAUGAUGUGUUCAAAAUUUUUUUUUGCCUUUUUCAAUGUCGAUUUAUACCUGAAGACUGAUGUCCUCACCUCCAUGCCAGCUGCUCUCCCUAAUGCUAGUCUUAACUAACCAGAUAUUAGAAAUUAAAAUUGUAAAUAGAAUUUUGACAAAAUACAUUUAUUUGUCAAUAUUGCAUUACGCCGAGUGGGUUUUAAAUGUCUGCGCUGUUGUGUGUGAAAGGUACUUCGAGACGCCAAGACCAAAAAAAAAACCUCAGUUUUAGUUACAAAGUCGGAAAAAAGCAAAAUUGGAGGAGGAAAUAAGAUGGCUACAUCAACGAGAGUUAUUUUAGCGCUUGCCUUGUCCAAAUAUAAGGCAAGAGCUUAAAUAACCUUUAUAGACGUAGCCAUCUUGUUUCAGGCCUCCAAUUUUGCUUUUUUCCGACUUGGAAACUGAAACGCUGGGAACUCAGGUGAGACGUCACUUCCUCAAGUGAUUCGUUCAGUUGAGCUAAAGUGAGAAACAGCAUUGCCAGGCCAGCAGCUGGCGAACAAGGGACCACAUGCACCAACCCCUGAAUCACUUGGUGAACGAAUCACGCCACGAACUACACUCUCUGGAAUCAUUUUUGUCGAACAAGACUACCUUUUUUUUCAGUGCUAAAUUGCCACCACAACAACUUGCAUACAAUAGGACACAGCAUGUAACAAGUAGUGCAUUAAACCCACAUCAUCCUAUCAUUGCAGCAGUUUGCCAGGGAACGGUACAUGUUCAGUGCCAGUUCUUCUAAGAGUUCAGUGAACAAAUCACUUGCUGAGCCCAAUUUACCAAGCAUGUUCACACUCUCUAUUUGAUUGAUUACAACUCUGCACUGACACAAAAUAUGAAAAUAAUAAUAAUUAUAAAUUUUAUUUAUAACGCGCUUUUACAGGUGCUCAAAGAUGCCUUACAAAGAAAAAGAAGAAAAUGAAAUGAAAAAAAAAAACACAAUUUAAAAUACAGAAAAUUAUGAGAAAUAAAAUAUAUAAAAGGUUAAAAAAGAUGCAAUAAAAGAACAGAUUCAUAGGUUAAAAACCGAUUCAGAAAGGUGUGUUUUUAAGAGUGAUUUUAAAGUGUGGGGGUUAUCCCAGUGCCAUAGUGAGCACCAUCUUGGUGAAGUGUCUCAGGGUAAAAGUUGAGGCGAGAAGUCCAAAGAGUCCUCAAACCGGGCAGGGCAGAGUUUUUGUUUAUCGACAAUAUAUUUCCGCAAUUUUGUUAGAGAUUAAUGUGUUCCUAUGAUCCAUGUAAAAAAUGCCAAACCAAGCAAUUAAAAACGCUGUUAAUGACCUGUUUUCCUCAGAUCACGGUUUGACUAGGGAGCCGCCAUCAUGAAUACAAAAUAUAUACCUUUCAUCUGAUUGACAUUUUGUUUAUAUACGAUGUAUUGAUUCCAAGAAAUAUAUAAGAGUGUAAAAAACAACAAGCCCCGGUCUCCCCUAUUCACAGUAAAAGUCAACAAAUAAUUAUAGUACUUGAACAGUUUUCUGAAUUAGGUUACAGGGAUGUACAUCAGGUGAUAUUUUCCCCAAAUCUGUUCCUUAUGAGACAGGAGUUAUGUGAGGACAAGUAGAGACAUUUCCUGUCUGUCUGUCUGUCUGUCGUUACUUGUUGAUGCUACAGGCUGAACUUCAUCUCCUGUCUGUCUGUCUAUCUGUCUCUCUCUAUGUUUGUGUGAGAGUGAGUGAGAGAGUGAGUGAGUGAGUGAGUGAGUGAGCAGGCAGGCCGGCCGGUCUGCGCGCACAUGCUCAGUGAGGUUAUUUUUGCGCACAGAGGCUUUAAGAGCGGAGCGGCUGGAACCAGACGGCAGCAGAGAGGAGCGCAGAGACACGAGAGAGCGAGAGGAGCGGAGAGAGAGAGAGAGAGAGGAGAGCCAGCCCAUCAGCUGAGUGUCUCCCCCACAGAUGAGCCACCACGGACCCGGCUGUAGCCCCGGCUCUGUGCUGGGCAGCCCGAGCUAGGACGCAUGUCUAUGCGCCUCGCGGCUCUUCCAUCAACUUCUCCUCCAUAGACUCUUGAUUUGAUCUUGUUUGUCCCAUUUUUCCAUCAUGGUGCUGGGUAAAGUGCGGGCCUUGGCGGUCUACUUUGACAGUCUGAAUGACAACAACCUGCCGGUGUUCUCCGGUGGAGACCUGGUGUCCGGGAGGGUGGUGGUGGACGUGACCGGGGAUGUGCGGGUGAAGAGCCUGGACAUAACCGCGAAAGGAGUCGCCAAGGUGCGAUGGACCGAGUCGAGAAACGCCGGAGCGAACACGGCUUAUGCUCAGAACUACACGGAGGAGGUGGAAUACCUGCACCACUAUGACACGCUGAUAGGAGAGGAGAGAGGUAAGGAGAGUGUGUGUGUGUGUUUGUGUGUGUGCAUCCUCACCGACACGCUGCUGCUUUGCGCUGUGUGUGCGUGCGUGUGUGUGUGUGUGUGUGUGUGUAUGUAGCGAUGCGGGCUCAGCUGGGCCACGCAAACUUCUGACACCAGCUUAUUAUCAGUGAAUUAGAUAAAAGAACUUUAUUUAUGCAGGGAAAGGUUGAAAUCACGCGUGAAAACAACCCGCAGAGCCCCCAAACCCCCCUCAGUGACAGUGGUGCUGAUGCAACAGCUGAUCGUGGAUGUGAUCCCCCCUCACAGCAGCGCACCCCGCACUUUAAACCCACUCCCCUUCAAUAAGAACACGCACAAACACCGCAGAAACGCAGAUUAACAUGAAAUGCGAGGCUUUUAUACAGUCUGCAUCAUCUGCUGCUGCAGGAGACGAGGGGAAAAAGUUGGCACGUCGGAGAGAGACUUGGCGUAAAAAGACGGAAAUCGACCCAAAAUCGAAACAGGAUCGAUUGUUUGGUUGUUUUUCACAACUGAUGUAACUGCCGAACUGAUGAGGGAUUAACGUUUUUACUGAUGACAUCCUGAAGUAGGCUAGCACAGGCAACUCCCUUUGUUAGAAGCGGUUCAAACCUGUUCAGAAACUGCCAGAGAGGGAGGGGAGGAGGAGGAGGGAGGGAGGGAGGAGGGAGGAAGGACCCGGCUGACUCUGUGUGUGUGUGUGUGUGUGUGUGUGUGUGUGUGUGUGUGUGUGUGUGUGUGUGUGUGUGUGUGUGUGUGUGUGUGUGUGUGUGUGUGUGUGUGGAAUAAGAUCUCAGCUGCUGGUUACCACUUCCUCCACCUGUGCUGGUUUGUGUUUUUGCUUGUUGAACGUGAUGCAAAUGUGUAAAGAGCAGUUAGAUCAUGGAAAUGAGAGCACAGUUACAUCAGCUGCUGUUCAGCUGGUGACUGAUACACUCAAAUGAAAACACACCAUGGUACAGUAUCAAGAACCGAGGGACCGGUCUGGACCCUGCGGGACAGAUCUGCACCUCAGCACCAGGGUCGAUGUGUGGCUUCUGUCAGAGUUUGAUGGGAUGUUGAAUUUCACAGAUGAAUUUUGAAGUCCUGAUUGAUUCAAUGUAGGACUGAGCGAUUUGGCAAAAAAAACACAAAGAUCACGAUAUAUUUUGUCAUAUCGUCUGACCUCAAUUAUUAUCACGAUUUUUUUUUUAAACUACCAGUUUUAAAGCAUCUGUACUAAAAACUAAAGAAACUAGAGAUUAGUUCAACAUUUUAUUGACAUGCAUAACAAAAAAGUAAAUAACAAAGCAAAUUGAAUAAGAUAAACUUAUAAAAAUAUAAAAACCAUUUUAACUCAACAAUAAAACAAAUGUAGAUGAAUACUAGAGAUUCUAGAGAUGAACUAGUUUACUGAGACUAGAGAUGAACUAGUUUACUGUCCUAAAUGUUUUUGCAGGUAUGCAAGACCCAAAAUAAACAAAUCAUUAGAUGAUGUAAAUGUAGAUGAUAUGAUUUAUUACUUUGGUCUGGUGGCUGCACCGAUAGUUGUGGCUAAACUGCUAAUGCUACUUGUGCCAUCAGCAAUAUUUAUUUUGGUGGACGGUAGGGGAAAGUCCUGCCUCCUCCACCUCUGAUUGGCUAGAAAAGCUGGAAACGUCAUCACACGCUCAAGCCAAACGCAGGCUGUCGGCUCUGUACAUCGAACAGAAUGUUACAGAACAUUAUCGCACUUCUGAAUUUCCUAACCCUAACCCUUAUCCUAAUCCUAACCAUAACCCAACAGACAAUGACGUUUCACAGCCAUUAGGAAUAACCAAUCGGAGCCCAGCACUUCUAGCCAAUCAGAGGCGAAGUAGGGCAGGACCUUCCCCUACCGUCCUACAAAAAAAAAAUUCCACAGGCUGUACAGACUCCACCCACACUUUCAUACUUCAUGCAUAAUCACUCGGGAAGUACUUCUUGAAAUGAUUGAACAGAUCUGUUGGGUUGCCAGUUUUUGAGGACACAUCGGCCUAAUUGCUCGACGUCACUUUGGAGAUACCCAAACCACCGCCACAACCGACGUUGAAUAACUUCUCAACAAUAACAUCUUUGAAGAAUGACUCAAAGUCGUGGCUGACAUCUAUUUUGCUUCCCUCAGCUCCGCGUUUAGCUCCACGUUCGGUCAUUCUGUUUACUUCACUGGCAAUGUACGGAAGUGAGCAGGAAAAGCUCCACUCUGAUUGGCUGUUGUCACGCAUAUUUCCGUUAUGUUUGAUCGAGUAAAUAAGCUCACAGCUGAUCACCGUGAUCAAACUGAAAUUAAUCACGAUGAUAUAAUCGCCCAGGCCUAAUUCAAAGUCUCUCCGGUUCAGAGAAACCAUCAUGAAAACUUGAAUACAAGAUAUACAAGAAUCAGCCAUUUUCCUCGUGUUUCUGCACACACACACAUAAAGAUAAAACGCUGCUCUCUAUGCCUACAGAGGAGAAACAGAAAAAUACAAAUGUAUCAAACAACACGAGUAAAAAAUACUCAAAACAAAUCCAGAUCCACACCGCCUGUAAAGGAGGAGCAGAGGGAGCAGAGCACAUUACUUUUAAAGUUUGGUUCAAAGUUUAACUCUCAGCUGGAUGCAUGCCUUCAAAAUUCAGAUUCAUCUCCGCAGAACAAUCGGAUGUAAAUGCACAUAUGAGAAAACAAAGGCGGUCCAAACGUGUGCAGUGUACUCUGCACUUCACUUAAAACACCCAAACUUUCCUCUGUUAGGCUUUGGAAAAUAGCUCAUGGGUUGGGUUUAAACGGAGGGAAAAGUAAACAAGGCGACGCUUUCCUGCCGAGGAUCUGAGCUAAGUAUUUGAGUCAGGAGUCAGUUUGAAGCGCUGAAGCUCAAAACCUUCACUUUAGGUUGACUUUCCUGCUCCUUUAUUGUACCUCACUGUCUGCAGUUUAAUUCACUUGAUUACAAACUUGUCCUGCCCUGACCUCUAAAAACAUGUGUACCUCUAAAAACACAAACACAUGAUGCGCCUUUAAGUUCUGGCACUUCUUCAUCUGUUUCUAAAACCAGGUCACACCGAGGAGAGAAACUCCACCUCUCUAUACGUCUGCUGUUCCUGCUGCAGCUCUCAGCUCCAUCACAUGACCCUCCUCAGCAGAUGGAGUUGAGAGCUUAUUUUCACCAAACGGUACAUGGAGGAAUGCUAGAAGUUCACUGGAGCCGGGCUGAUGAGCUCACCAAAGUAUCAGCCGACUUUUACCGGGAACAGAUGAAUCAGUUUAGAGUUUAUGUCUGUGGAAAAGACGAGCAAAGUUGACAGAGUUCGUUUCUGCGCUGCAAACAGAAUCUAAGCUGGCCAUCUAAAAAAACAGGAUUUAGCUCCUGCUUUUUUCACGGUGUGCAGGUUUGCACUUUUGCACAUCCAAGAAAAGCCGACAACUCAAUUAUUUUCACAGAUUUGGACUGUAAAGUCUCAGAAAACUCUGAGAUUCAUCUCAAACCCAAAAAAAGUCAGUUUAAUGUCACAGAUGAAGAAGAAGAGCAGCAGCAAAUCCUCCAUUUUCAGCUUCUUAAUCUGAUCUGCGCUGACACUUCUGCUUGAAAAAUUGACCCAAAUGUUGAAUGGGCUCUCGCUGAAGUCACAGAUUAGGCAAAUGUUUCAGCUUUUUCAGACACAGUGAACUUUUCCUGCGUAGAAACAAACGCAGAGAGGUUCAUCUGAUUCUAGUGAGUGUUUUCCAGACGAGUUAAAAGUUUUUUUGCAGAAACUUUUUCAAACUUUCAGAGGAGGAGAAACUAAACUUGUCAGUGUGUGUGUGUGUUUUUGUGUGUCUGUGUGUGUGAGGCUGAAUUAAAAGCUGCCAGUGUGACAGAUCUGCUCCCCGUCAUCAUCCACUUCCAUCAUUUCUUUGCGUGAGAGUUUCAGGUCCACCUGGAGUUCACAGUCAGAGUGGGACACCCUUCCUCCCCUCCUCCUCCUCCUCCUCCUUUUCCUCUCCUCCUCCUCUCACGCAAUACACCACAUGGUUGUGUUCAUGUGGGCAGGGGCUUGUCGAAUCUGUACCAAUCAGAGAGCGAGCUGUAAUUCAUGUCACGCUCUCGUCCAAUGGGAGGCUUAGUUGUGAUGCAUGCGUUGGAGUUUCCAGCUGAAGGAAGCUGCUCAGUCUGGUUCAUACCGGUCUGCUCCUGCUCAGACUGUGUGCCGGUGACUUGACUUAGGCGCACAUCCGCGCACACACACACACACACACACACACACACACACACACACACACACACACACACACACACACACACUCUCUCUCUCUCAGGCUGUUCAUGACAUCUCAAACAUACUAACACAGACAGACUGAUCUGAGGUGAAGCUGAGUGGCUGCUGAGCUGGCAGCGUGUCGACGGGGAUCUGCUCGACUUGAGAUUUUCAGACAAACACAAACAGAGAAAUGAGGAAGUGACAGAGGUCAUGUUCUCUCUUUUAUAGGGUGUAGUUCAGUUUAUCUCGGCUGUGAAAACACACAACGAAACGCCUCAGCCUGAAAUAUCAGGAUUUCGCGACUUUGGCUGGUUUUCUGCUCUGUGUGUGUGUGAGGAGUUUGUUUUUUAUUUGUUUAACUCUGACAAAUAUGAAGGUGUGUUUUUCUUCAAAUCCUCACAGAGGCCCAUUUAGACAAAAAUCUACAACUCAAAUAUCGCAGAAUAAAAAAUGCUAACUGACUUUUAAACUUUGUCGUAUCAGAAACCAAAGUUGUUUGUCCUACAAUCUUUAGACGCUUAGUAUCAAAAAUGAUGAGUUUGCCUCAUAAAAAUAACAAAGUAAAGCAGAAAAAGGAUCAAAUAUAACAAACCUUAAACUUUUUGUUCAAACUUUUAGUCACAAAAAUGAUCCUGAGUUACAGCUUGUCCACAAAAGUUAGUAAUUAGUACCAGAUUAAUUCAAUCUUCAAAUUUAACUAACUUUCAGUCACCAAAAUGUGUCAAAAUGAUGACUCAGCAACACCAAAUAAUGACUCAGCACGGCAAACUUGUGGAUUAUUAUCUAAAAAUAAAGACGAUGAUCAUUAAUAAAAGAUGUAUCAUAAAAAAAAACAUGCUGUCUUAAAUAUGACAAAUUUACAAAAUUCUGUCUAAAUUCCUGAAAAGGAAAAAUUUUUAGUCUGAAAAUGAAGCUGUAGAGUUUCUUAAAAUCACAAAAUCAUCAUCUAGCGUCUCAAAAGUAAAGACUUAAAUGAAGUGGUAUCUUCAAAACUCUAAAACACACUGCCUCAAAAUGAUUUCUUAGUAUUACUGAAAUGACAAAGAAAUAACUGUGUGUGUGUGUGUGUGUGUGUGUGUGUGUGUGUGUGUGUGUGUGUGUGUGUGUGUGUGUGUGUGUGUGUGUGUGUGUGUGUUUUAGCAGAUGGUGUGGAAGCUUCAGGUCAGUCACUCAAACUCUCUCUUUGCGUUUCAGACGAGGACUGUCCAGAAGAAGGUCUGACCGUUCUGCACCCAGGACUUCACGAGUUUGCCUUCAGCUUCAACCUGCCGCAGAUGUUAGUACCAAUGAAGUAUUAAUGAAGUACUUUUACUCAGUUUGAAGUAUAAAAGCUAAGUUUUUACUUCAGUAAAGCAGCUUAAAAGUUUAACUCAAAUGAGCCGGUCCACUUUCAGUCGAAUCACUGCAGCUAUGAUCCGUGUGUGUAACGUUCCCCUUCGAUUGAAGGACCACUGCAAAAACUUAACGAAUGAGUAAUCCCGGAAAAUUUCGGUGAAGUGUGUAUCAAAGCUUGUUUUGAUGACAUAUGUGAUGACGUCUGAAGCCUCGUGAGUAUAUUUUUUCAUAGGAUGGUAGGAGAAGGUCCCGCCCUCCUUUGCCUCCGAUUGGCUAGAGGUGCUCGGCUCCAAUUGGUUAUUUCCUAUGGCUGUGAAACAUCAUCAUCUGUUGGGUUAGGGUUAGGAGAUUCAGAAUUGCGAAAAUGUUCUGUAAUGUUCUGCCGACAGCCCGUGCUCGGCUAGAUCGUGUGAUGACGUUUCACAGCCAAUGAGAGGCAAAGGAGGCAGAACCUUCCCCUACCAUCCAAGGAAAAAAAAAUCGUAAGCCAGCCGUAUGACGAGACUGAUUCAAGUUUGCGGGUAUGGUGGAUGAUUAAAAAAUAUAAGUCUGUUAGGCAAGUUAGACAGCUGAUAGACACAAGCACAUCCACAAAGACUGUCACAUAGAUGAAAUAAAUAAAUGAAAUAUAGACUGUCAUACAAGAAAUUAAAAUAUCGAUUGUGGUCUCAGCCUUGACAACUCGUGCAAAGUGACUCACAAGUUGGCCCUUGUGUACAAAUAGCUGUGAAAUAACUGUACUUCAUGAUUAAGUUUUUUUUUUUCUCAAAGAAAAUCUGCCAUUUCAAUAUGUCCAAACAUCCCGACUCAUAGCCACGUUAUUAAGGUCUGUAAUAAACAAAUCUGUCAAGAUUUCAGCGAGUUAAGAGUAUUUUUGAUCAUGCAGAUUACUCACCUUCCCUCAGCUACCAUAGAGUGUACUAGAAUGGUAUACCGGGGUAAGAUGACCGCCAUGUAGGGACGCCGGUGACUCGAGUCAUCUAGCCUUCUUAUUCAUAUCUAUGCAUCUCACCAUCACUAACAUUAACGUAGUAUUAGCUUCGCUUGUUAGCUUUAGUAACGCGAUAUAAUAUAUGAAGUAUGCUAACUUCGGUAAAUAUAAACAAACUUUAUGUAAAUCACGAGCCAUACUUGGUUGAAAACACACACGAACGCACAAUAGUCAACUUAAAAAUCCACCUCGUAUUUGAUGGCAAUAUUUCGCAGUAAACUUUAGGACCCCAAAACUGCCUGUAUCAAUGCCUGAACAAAAAUGGGUUGAAUCCCAAGGAUCCCGGGCUGCCCAAACAGGUGUCCGAACAAAACCUACUUGAAGUGGGUUUCAAUACAUAGAUAGGAAAAAACAAAGGAAAUUUAUAACACAAUUGUAAGAGUAAAGAGGCGCAACUUUCCCUCUUAUAAAAAAUACACAUCCAUCACUUUCUCCACAUAUUUUUCAUCAUUCUGGCUGCAGCUGCACACUUUAACACCAAGAUCAAAUUACAAACAAUUAUUUUUACUCAUUACACGCUACACUGCUCUACAUGCAAAGGUGCAAACUUUAAAUGCACUGUGCAUUAAAUUAAACUGAAUGUAUUCUUCAUUUUUGAGCUUGCUUCAGAGUUCUGCACGAGAGUCUGAUUUUCUGGAGGUUUUUCAGGGUUUUUUUUUGCCCCAUUUUGAUGAAAAGUACAAUCACAUCUCAUGUAGUUAUAACUUUGUUUGAGCAACACCUUUAAAUCAAUCUUUUACAAAGUGCUUUGACGGACAGAACAAAAGCAGAAACUCAAGAGGAUGACAAAGUUCAAGCAAUGCAAAAACAAACCGAAGCACAAAAGCUUGGUGAGAAUAAAAGCAAUAAACACGUUGAGCUUCAAGGGCAGUGGAGCAAUCAAUCAAUAAAUCACCUUAGAUUAAAGCUUUGAAGGGUGAUAAAAAGGUAAUAAGACGUGCGAAACAUUCAAGUGUGUUACAUGUGGUUAAAAUGCUGCAAUGUAUCAUGGGGGUUUGAGGUUUUAAAGUUUAGAAAAACAGAUCCACCCAGAGGCAUUCAAUCCACACUCAGAGUAUAGCAUUUAUCUGGUUAUACUUCAACAGAUUUAAUCAAGUGUUUGUUUUAAAGCCGUUUUAAGGAUUUUUCACGCUAGACCACCCACCCUUCAUUUCCUUUCCUACACCCCUCUCUUUUCUCCUCCACCCUUUCUCACCGUCCUCUUCCUCUCGUCCGUCAGGGCCCUGGCCACUUCGUUCGAGGGGAAGCACGGCAGCGUGAGGUACUGGGUGAAAGCUGAACUGCACCGUCCGUGGCUGCUCCCGGUCAGAGUGAAGAAAGAGUUCAUUGUGUUCGAGCACAUCGACAUCAACACGCCGCUGCUGCUGGUACGAACGCUGCACGUCUGCCUGGCUUCAUUACGGCUAAAAUAAGAGAUAACAAUGCUCCCACUCUCAUGUCCGUACACCAAAUAUGAAGCUCUGCUGAAUUUUAUCUCAAUACGGUGAAUUAUAUAGAGAGAAAGGGUUCUGGUGCAAGUAGACCUCUGCUUUAAUCCAGACUUUUAUGAUAAAACCGUAUAAGUAUCCUGACACUUUCUCAUGUUUCGCCCCAAUCUGAAUAUUUGCUCCUUUUAAAAGUCACAAAUGGUGGAGGCAGGCCAAACUGUAGCAUCGUCCACCCCCACUAGGGGGCAUUUCAAGGUGUUCCCAGAUGAGUUUGAACCCUCACCUUUAAGUAAAGAGUGAAAGAUGAAGAUCCUGAAUACGAGAGGAUGAAAAGAGUUUCCUCAGCUGCAGAGAUAAGGUCAGGAGCCCAAAGUAGAGCCAGCGAGUGGUUCGAAUAGUUGUGAUCACGACCCUCCUGGGAGAUUUUCCAGGCAUGUCCAAGUAGUAGAGACCUCAGGGUGGACCAAGGACUCACAGGAGUUUUUUUUUAAUGGGCCUAGAUAAGUGCUUGAAGUACCAUUUUUACAAAUUUAACCUCCAAGAGCAUUUGUUCGUGUUUUGCACAAUUUUCAUUCAAAAAGAGGCUUUAAUCGAUUUGUCCUCUGUAGUUUCCAGUCAAGGUUAAAAGCUGAGUCAAAAGAUCUUCUCUCAAUUUAUUAUUAUGCUUUCAGGGCUUUAAAGGCUCGACAAGGCAGAGAGAAAAAGAUGUCAGAUUAAAACCUCAGUUCAGUUUUGGUAAAGGCAAUUUUUAGCUGAAAUUCUUGACAUGAGCUCUAAAAUAUAAACCCGAAAACCUCUUAAGUACAGAGGAUUAAAUCAGACUCUCUGUGGUCCACUUCCUGUAGGUUUCAGUCCUCUUUGGACUUCUCUUCUUCUGCUGUAAUCAUUAAAAAAAACCUAAAGAUGAGUUUCUUCUUUAAUAAAAAUACUCUGAUUUAGUUUUAUGGUUCAGGUUUUAUUAGCAGGACAGAUCUUUGAGAUCUGCAUGUGGAGUCCCCCAGGGGUCAGUCCAACCACUCCUUUUUCUGCUGAUAACAUGUGAGGUUCCUGAUAUAUGCAGAUGAUACUCAAAUUAUCCAAAGUGAAAUAACUUGAUAGUAUCCGAACUUGUUUCAUUUGAGUCUUAAGGUCCUUACACCGGGAACGUCGCAAAUAUACGACGCGAAAUUACGAAAUAUUUGGAGGUGAAUUUUGACGCACCUGUCUAUUCACAUCAAGUGUGAUGCGAUUUUGCAACUUUCUGGGGGGGAAAAAGAUGCAUCCCAGGUGGAAGCGAGAAGACUGACCCAACAGCAGACUGACUGUUUUUCAGUUCUGAUUAGACACUAGUGUUGAGAUGUCUGACUGUCUGCAUGUACUGAGUCGGGGCCAGUACCAGAUAAGCACAAUAAACUAUAAUCCAUAAACGUAAGGUAACAACUGAGACCUAAUGGUGCUGUGACAGCAAUGCGAUUGGGUUUGAGACAGUGAAAAUACAUAUGGUAUGAACAGGUUAGUUUACGAGCUCAAGUUACUUAGCACAGAUGAAAGUUAAAACAAAGACAUUUAGCAAAGUGACACACAAACCAUCGUCAUAUGAGAAAUCCGACGCUAUGACUCUCCACAAGUUGUCCUUCAGGUCGUUAUCUUUGUAAUGUUUGUGUCUUUUAUCAAAAAGCACUCUGUUCUCUGAGACGUAAACAAUCAGCUGAUCAGCUGAUCAGUUGGAUAUACCGGUGAAUCAGACGUCACAACAACACGCAAUCUGAUUGGUCAGAAGUGGACACACAGUAUGCGAAACUUGAGAAAAUUUGACCGUGAGAUGAAAAAAUAAAUGCUGCAGUAUUGCAGGACAGGAAAACGUCACUGAUGUGAACGCUUGUAUUGACAGGAUACAGGUUCAAAAAAAAUAUUGACGUCCGAAAUAAUUGCACGAAAAAAACGCUCCCGGUUUGAAAGGACCUUAACUGAAACGGUCACAGUGAGAAACUUUUUGGUUGUGUUGAUUCUGGCGCCCCCUGUGGACAGAGCGGUUUGGACCAUAUUGAACAUCUCUUGUCUUGCUGACUGUUAUUUUUGUUUGUUCUUUUUUUUGGAGGGGGGUUAAUUUUUUCAAUAGUGCAGGAAACAGGAAGAGAGAGUGACGUUUCUAAGAAGUCGCAGGUUUUUCAGAUUUCAGCCUCAUAUUCGGGGUACAGGUGUGAGAGUGGGAUCAAUCUUCUCUUCUCGGUCACUCGGUUAAGAAAGUUUGAUUCCUGAAAUGUGUUUCUUUUUUUUGGAGCUUUCAGAAGAAGACCAAAUAUUUUAAUCAGCUGUUUUAAUUGUUUGUGAACAGGCUCCUCAGGCCGGUACAAAGGAGAAAACUUUGUGCUGCUGGUUUUGUGCUUCCGGCCCUAUCUCCCUCAGUGCCAAGAUAGAACGAAAGGGCUACACACCAGGUGAGCCCCCACCUCCUCCACCCAUCUUUUCUUCUUCUUCUUCGUCUUCUUCUGCUUUGUCUCUACCUUCUCACUUAUCUCGUUUCUCUCUCAGUCUGACGGACUGAUCUCUGCUCCUUCUCUCCCAGGCGAGUCCAUCCAGAUCUUCGCCGAGGUGGAGAACUGUUCUUCCAGAGUCGUGGUUCCCAAAGCUGCACUGUACCAGACUCAGACCUUCUUUGCUAAGGGGAAGGGGAAACAGAUCCAGCAGCUGGUGUCCAACCUGAGAGGAGACCCUCUGCCACAGGGGAAGAGCCAGAGCUGGGAGGGAAAGCUGCUCAAGAUCCCCCCGGUGUCCCCGUCCAUCCUGGACUGUCCCAUCAUCAGAGUGGAGUACGCCCUUGUGGUGAGUCCGGGUUUUUCUGAUGUAAAGAUUGACAUACAGACCGAAAACUGGAUUAUUUCAGCUCAAAAUAUUUGAUUAAAGUCCAAAAAUCAUACACCAGGAGUUUCUGAGAGUACUGAUUUAUAUUUACAAAGACAAAGAAUAAUCUUAGUAAAACAGCACAGAAGUUAAAUUCACUAAAAGGCUGAAAACAAAGCCAUCUUUUGUACUUUAGAUCAACAUUUCAUACUCAGAAAGUUCAAGUUAAUAAUAACAAAUAAAUGCAAAUAAUUACCUGUAUUAAACCAUAAUAAUGACCUAACCUGCACCUGCUAGUUACCUGCUCAUAACCAGAUUAAUCUCGUUUUAAAAACCGACCAAUGAGGAAAAAUGUCAGCUCACCUGCUCCUAUUUUACAAACAAAAAUCUGCUGCAUACAUUUACAAAAAAGCAAACAAUGCAACUCCUGACACAGAGCAAAUAACCUCCUGAUAGCCUGUUUACUGCCUGUUGAUGCAUUACUAGCUCUGCAAACUACGGUGGCCCUGAAGGUCAACUGCCCAAAUACUUCAAGACUGCAAAAAAACCAUUUAACUGUGUUUCUCAAAACUGAUGAAUACUUGAUAAAACAUGCAAAUAUUUCACUGAAACACAAGAAUGUCUCAGGAAAUACAAUAAAAAAACGUGGAAAAUAUUUUGAAUUUUGUAAAAAAAUAUUAUUUUAAUUCAAUUUUUUUAAUUUUUAAUUUGGCAUUUGUCUCCUGAAUAUUGUUGUUUUCUGUCCUUGACCUUCAGGGCCACCAUACUGAAUACUCUCCUGUUUUCAGUCUCUUAAAGUAAAAAUUAUAAAAACCUGCAAAACCUGCAUGUUAGUGACCCACUUCUGCAUUUUAACAACCAAAUAACAACUGUCUAAACCUGCAGAGUCAGUGUGUUAAAAUACUCAAGAAACACAAGAAAUUACUCUGAAUAAUCAGUUCAGUAUCAAAAAAAGAACAAAAUGCACUAAAGAGACAAAAUUAUUUUUAUAAAAUGUUCAGUGAAGAGGAAAUUAAAAAAAAUACUUAGAAACACAGCGAAGAAAUACAAGAUAUACAGUUUAGAUUCAUAAAUCAAAUUAAAACAAAAAUCCUGUAAAAUCUGAUUUAAGAAGCAAAAGGAAAGUUUAAAAUAUUCAGUAUUUUGAAAAAAUAGUUUAUAAAUGUUUUUUUUUUUUUGGUCACGGGCUGAAAGAGAGGUUCAGGGACGUCUCAGUGAGUGUAUUUUUUAAUAAAUGUCUGACAUAGAAAGACAAAAUAUGCUGUUAAGAUUUCACAAAAUAGCGACAACAAAACAUGCAAAAUUAAAAAUAAAAUGUCUUAAAUCCUGAGAUUUAGUAAAAAGUUCAGCCAAAAUCCAAAAACACUGAACUAAAAUAAAAGAGAACAUAAAAGUGGGUAAAAUAUCAGUCUCUUUAAAUAGAAAUUUAAAAACCUGCAUGUUAGUGACCCACUUCUGAAUAAACUAACAGCAUUUAAACAACCAGGUAACUACAUCUAAACCUGCAGAGUCAGUGCGUUAAAAUUAACCUACAAAUACCUGCGACUGACCAACUGAAACAGGCAGAACAAGGUCGAACAAGCGCGCGGAAGCAGGCUAACUCAACUCAUCUUUAUUUGCAAAGCACUUUAAAACAACCACAGCUGAACAAAGUGCUGUAUGUAAAUAGACAAAACAAUGCAAACAUAAAAAACAAUCAAAAACAAUGGAUAAAAAAAACAGAUAUUAAAAUGAAAAAUAUAGUUUCUAUGUUUUUAAAAACUAAUUUAAAAACAUAGAAACAAAUAACUAAGAACAAACCAUAAAACACUAAAACAGGAGCCGAGUCUCAUGCAGGGUUGAAAGCCAAUGAAUAAAAAUGGGUUUUAAGACGAGUUUUAAAAAUGGACAGUGUGGCGGCUUGUCUGGUUUGUAGGGGUAGCUUGUUCCAUAAUUUUGGGACCGUAACAGAAAAAGAUCUAUCCCCUCUGAGCUUCACUUUGGACCUCGGUACCUCCAGGAGCAGCUGAUCAGCUGACCUGAGGCACCGAGCAGGGGUGUAGGGGUGGAGAAGCUCAGAGAGGUAAGAUGGAGCCAGACCAUUUAAAGAUUUAAAAACAAAUAAAAUAAUCUUAAAAUGAACUCUAAAGUGCACGGGUAACCAGUGGAGGGAGGCCAGGCUAAAAUGGAGACCUCCUGAGCUUGCAUAAACAGUGGGGUAGGAUUAUAUUAUUUGGAUUGAAUUGAAAGAACAAAAUAACCUGAAAUAGCAGAAAUAAUAUAUUAAGUAUAUAACUUUAGAGACAAAGUGAAUCAAAGCUGCAGAACUUUAUUAGUCACAAAAAAACAAAAUCAUGCUUUUAUUUUGAAAUCCACCGCCGGCACAUGUCAGGUGUGAGACAUUUGUGUUAUUUUGACAUCCUCAGUGAGGUUCAGGAUGGUUCUUGUUUUGAUCAGAGAGCAGGAAGUCGUGGUAGGAGUUUGUCCUGUUCUACUUUGUCAGCCUGUUAUGAAACGUCUCAGGUGAUGUGCAUGUGAAAUCCCUCAGCACCCACAGAGACACGAACAGGCAUAACUGGAUCCAGCAGGACAAAAUGUUUGCUAAAAUGGUUUGUUGUUAAAGUCUGAAACACUCCCUCCCUCCCUGCCUGCCUGCAGGUGUAUGUUGAUGUUCCCGGUGGUCUGAAUUUGUCGCUGUCAUUGCCAUUGGUGAUCGGGACCAUACCUCUGCACGCCUGCGCCUCCCGCACCUCCAGCAUCAGCAGCAACUGCAGCACGCUGAGCUGGCUGGGCCUGCAGGAGAGGCCUGAAGGUACGGAGCGCCAACAUGAGCGUGCACAUCCUCUUGUUUGAUUUCCAGACGGCACGCAGAGAUCUCUGACCCUCAUGUUUUUGUUUUUCUGCAGCUCCGCCGAGUUACAGCGAUCUGGCGAUAUCAGAGACUGAAAGGCGGGACUGUCUGCAGGGCUGUGAUAGGUCUGACAGCGAGGGAGAGGACCAGGGAUCUCUGCUUACAUACAUCACAGAGUUCAGAUAUCUGCCCCCACCACUCUACUCUGAGGUACGGCUAAUACCCACACACACCCACCCAGAUAUAAACACACACACACACACACACACACACACACACACACACAGAUUCACACGCAGAGAUACACACCGUGGCAGCAAAGUGACUAAGAUAGCAUAAACAUAUAAAACAGCUGUCACACCCUGUUAAAGAGCAAAAACGGUGUGGUAUAAAUAAGAUAAAACAGAUGCAACACCAGAGGAGAAGCUGUGCAGAAAUGGUUUGAAGGGUGUCCACUUAAGAUGCAAUAAGAAGUGCAAAAGAUAGUGUCAGUGUAAUAUAAAAACUGUGCAAAAUAUCCAGAUAAGCUGCAGUGAAAAAACUUACAAAAACAAGUGUUCAGUUUUACUUGGAGAAGUCUCCUGGUGAGAUGCAUGGAAAGAGUAUAAAAUUUUUAAACCGAGUUACAAGAUCAUUCAAGAAUCCAGUUUUGGUGCAAAACAGAGUCAAAAGUAUCGGAUUAAAAAGUGAAAUAUGUGCUGCAGAAAAAAACUCUCUCAGUUUCAUCCUGAGCAGAAAAGUGCAGAGAAAGAGUCGAGUUAAAAGAGUUAAAAUACUCCGUUAGGAUGCAAGAAAUGACGCUGAAUAAUCAGUUUAGUAUUAAAAAAAAGUACAAAAUGCACUAAAAUGACAAAAAUAUUUUUUUAAAUAUUCAGUGAAGAGGAAAUAGGAAAAACACUUUGGUGGAAACACAGCGAAGAAAUUCAAGAUAUACAGUUGAAUUUCAAACAUUCAAACAAAAAUCUUGUAAAAUCUUAUUUAACCCUUGUACCUUAUUAAGGUUUCUGGAGGGGUAAGGCCUUGUCUUUGAUGCUAUAACUUUUUUUCUAUUAAUGCCCUUGCAAAGAAAUUCCUAGAAAAUGUGUAUUUUGUGAUGAGGCAUGAUAUACCUGAAAUUGAAGAAAAAAAACCCUAUGGUUAUGGUUUUUUCUUCGAAUAUGCUUAAUCUUGCAUUAGCGCCACACAAGUGCCCCAUGCAUUCCAAUGGGAAACCACUUGUCUUUUACAUAUACCCAUAUCAGUGGGAAAAAUGAAUUUCAGCAAAGACUGUUUUCCCCCUUUUCUGAAGACAUUAAAGAUGCACUGUGCACUUUCAGCCACAAGGUGCACCUUUUUUUUCAUGAAUAAUAGAGGCUGAUCUAGCCAGGUGGUCAAAACCCCAUUAUUCCUUAUGGGAAUUUGGCAAAAAUUACAAUAUUCAAAAAUCAAAAAAUGCACAUAAUUUUAUCACUAAUAAAAUUAAGCAUUUUUUAAUCUUAUUUUUACCAUUUUACUUUAUUUGGGCAUGAAUCUGUCUCAAAUUUGUUAUUCUGGUGUUUUUUAAUUUUUUUUACCAUUUUGGUCAGUUUGACACACCCGUAAACCACAGCCUAUGAUAGAUGCAGUCUUUUGGAAGGAAAAUCUGCUACCUGUUUGUAAUAUACUGCCACAAGAGUUAUUUUUCCCCCCAUUUUUUUGCAUUUUAUCUUGAGUCUAUUUCCAAUCCAACUUUUUCAAAUUAUGAAUGCUGAAAUUUCAUUUGUUUUCAUAUUCGUUAUUGACCUUCAGUGAGAGGCCAUUUUUUGCAAAAAAACAAAAGUGGACUGUAGAAGUGAAUAAAUCAGGUGUGCAUGUAUUUUUUUUUCUGUGUUAGUGUUUUCCGUGUGUGCAUGGUCGUGUGUGUUCGUGUGCAAAUGUUUGUGCACGCGCAUGAUCUUGCGCGCGCUCGUCACAGCCAGCGAUUGCGUUCAUGGCACAUGCGCCCCAAGCGUCCGAGGUUGCCCCGGGUACAGCCGCCCCGUUACCCGUGAUCAGAUAGCCUUAGGCCCGCGUCAGCAAAGGCGGGGAGCCGCUGGCUGCUCUGGAGGUGGUAACCUCACCUCACCACUCGAAAACGGGGGUGUCGGAUGGUCGUCGCCGGCGAAUUUUACGCGCUUCGCGGCGGGGACACACACACACACACACACACACACACACACACACACACACACACACACACACACACACACACAAAGCUCAUCCCCAACGGGGUUUUGCAUCCGGCAGUCCGACGUAACUCGUAGGCUAAUUGCUGUGCCGCGCCACCUGAUCUGGAGGUACCGCCCCUCAGCUCCACAGAUCGUAAGCACACACACACACAGACACACACACGCACACACACACUCGCACGCCGGCACACACAAACACUCGCUCGCAGGUACACGCGCGCGCGCACGCACGCACAAAGGUACACACAAACACCCACACACGCACAUACAUGUUUCAAACUAAAAUUAAAAGGAUUAAAAGUUUGAAAAUAGUUGAUUUUUUCUUUUGAGUGGUUAGAGCAGAAGUCAAUGAUGACAGCCAUGAUAAAAAAAGGGCAACUUUUCAUUUGUAGAUGACUUUAUAGGCCACAAAGACAGUGGCAGUUCCGUGCCACUAAUGCAAGAUUAGUCUUUUUUUUUUUAUUUUAGGCUGUGACGCAAAAACUGAAACUGCAACUAAAACUAAUUUCACACAUACUCAUACCACUCAUAGGUUCUGAUAAUCCUGCACAAAGAAAUUUGAUUUUGCAUUACUCUUAUAAUUUUUAGCCCUUUUUUUAAAUUUUGGGCAUUUUUUACGGUGUGUUUACACUAAAGUUAAAAAGGUUAAAAGUUUGAAAGUGGGUGAUUUUUUAUUUUGAGUGGUUAGAGCAGAAGUCAAUGAUGACAGCCAUAAUAAAAAAAGGGCAACUUUUCAUUUGUAGAUGAUUUUAUAGGCCACUAAGUGACAGUGGCAGUUCCGUGCCACUAAUGCAAGAUUAGUCGUUUUUUUUUAUUUUAGGCUGUCACGCAAAAACUGAAACUGCAACUAAAACUAAUUUUACACAUACUCAUACCACUCAUAGGUUCUGAUAAUCUUGCACAAAGAAAUUUGAUUUUGCAUUACUCUUAUUAUUUUUAGCCCUUUUUUUUUAAAUUUGGGCAUUUUUUACAAUGUGUUUACACUAAAAUUAAAAGGGUUAAAAGUUUGAAGCUGGGUGAUUUUUUCUUAUGAGUGGUUAGAGCAGAAGUCAAUGAUGACAGCCAUGAAAAAAAAAGGGCAACUUUUCAUUUAUAGAUGAUUUUAUAGGCCACUAAGUGACAGUGGCAGUUCCUUGCCACUAAUGCAAGAUUAGGGAUUCUAUGUUAAUAAGGUAGCAGGGUUAAGAUGCAAAGGUUUAAAAUAUUCAGUAUUUUUAAAAAAUGGUUUAUGAAUUUAUUUAUUUUUUUGGUCAGGGUCGGAAACAGAAGUUCAGGGACGUUUUGGUGAGUGUAUUUUUCAAUAAAUGUCUGACAUAAAAGGACAAAAUAUGCAGUUAAGAUUUCACAAAACAGUGACGACAAAACCUGCGAAAUAAAAAAGAAAUUCCUAAAAUCCUGAGAUUUAGUAAAAAGUUCAGCCAAGAUCCAAAAACACGAAACUAAAAAAAAAAAGAACAUAAAAGUGGGUAAAAUAUCCAAAAAGGUGCGACAAAAAAAAACAUAAAAUAUCUGUUAAUGAUGAAGUUAAAGUUAAAGACAGACAAAAACAAAGACAGGAUUUCAACUUUUGAAAGGAAACAAAAAGUUUACUGGAGUAACAAAGGAGUUUAUUUAUCCAAUAAAGAUGCAAACAGAAUAAAGGAAGUAAAUCCAAAUAACAUUCAACAAUCAAACACAAGGAAAAUAUUAGUUGAAGGGUUAAAAAAUAAAGUGUGAAUGAUCCAAAGAGUGAGGAAAGAGCAGUAAUUGAUUAAGGGAAAAACAUUCAGUCUCCAAUAAUCAAUAAUACGAGUUUAAAGGUGGAGAUUCACUAAAAAAAAAAAAAGAAACAGCAGCUGAAAAAGUUAAAAAUAAAUCCACUUUAGAUCUGACAUAAAUGAAAAGUCUAUUCAGUUUUUUAAAUCAGCUGUCUGAGCUGCUGUGGCUCGCUGUGAUUUCCUGGUUUCGCACGCCGCCCCGUCUGCAGCCCAUACUGAUGCAGUUCUCCCUCUGCCCCCCUUUCAGGUGGACCCCUACCCUGACUCCGUGGAGGUGUGCAGGUCCGCUGACGUCAGGAGACCCGACACGUGUCCGUCCCGCUGAGGAGAGCUGGAGAGCUCAGAGGGCUUCUGCACAAACUUGACACCGUCACCCCCAGCUUCUCACCAGAUCAUAUAUCAGCGUAAAUACCGCCGCAGACCCUCCCUCACGGGGGGGAGUCAGCUGAGAGAGGAUCAGGUGACCGCUGACAUAUGGACCAGGGAUUUUCGAGCCACGCUGGAUCCUCCGUAUCCCGCUCCAGACGAGGCGAAUGAAAAGGUUCUCUCUGACACCACUAUGACUCUGAGGAGGCCGCAAACAAAGAUGGUGGUCAGGAGAUGCCUCCUCCUGCCUCACAGAGGAUUUUGCACAUACCGUUGUUACUGUUUUUUAAGGGUGGGUUUUUUUAUACUCUGCAGACUGCCGCAGGCCUUUACGCUCCAGUAGAUUCUGUCCACCGUGUAAACAUGAUUCAAGCUUAAAGGCACAUUUAAAAGAGGACUUAAGUGUCCUCAGAGUCCAGAGAGUCGGAGACCUGAGCGUGCCGGAGGUCUGUAACUGAAACUUUAGAGAACAAACCAGAAAAAAAAACACACUUCCUGAAGUUUCUCCUGAUAAACGACCACCUCGAGCACUUAAAUCAAAGCUCAAAAGUGUGUGUGUGUGUGUGUGAGAGAGAGAGAGAGAGAGAGAGAAAAAGUGUGUGUGUAUGUGUGUGUGUGUGCGUGUGGGGAGGGGGGUUAAUUGACCAGAUAUAAACUGAAACAGGGUCUAGAGAAAAAGCACAACUCCGACCAACCCAGAAAAAAGUACCACAAGUCGCCUGCUGGUUUCUGCUCUGAACUGAAGCUUCCCACGCUGUCAAUUUUUUCUAAACACGUUACGAAGCUUUGUGCUCAAAAAGAGAAAAAAAAAACAGAAAAAGAAGAAAUGUUUACAGAUGAAUUUAUCAAAUCAAGAAUGUUGUUCAAACAUGAAAUCUUCCACCUGAAACUUCAAAGUACCAAGUGCAAUAUAUUUUUGUAUUUGUGAUUUUUUGCACUAGUUUUUUCAUAUACUCUGUUGCUGUUUAUUCCAUUUCUGUGCAUUAUAUAUUAUUGACAUGAUCUUACUGCUGUCAUGAUCAACUUUUGAUAAAAUAAAAAGUUUAUUUUAUAAAAUAUUUUUAUAACUUUUUCUGUUUUUUU